GCCCGUUUUCAGAGAAGCACCCUUCCUGUCAUUUCACUCGCCACACAUCGAUUAGCAUCUACAAUGGCUCCCAAGCUCAAAGACCCUUCCCUCCUCAAGACGGACGUCUGUUACGUCAAUGGCGAAUGGGUCAAGGCCGCCUCGGGCAAGACCUUUGAGGUGCACGACCCGGCCACUGGCGAGCUGGUCGGAACCUGCCCAGAGUUCGACGCCAAGGACACGGCAAAGGCCAUCGAGGCUGCCCAGGCUGCCUUCGUCUCCUUCCGCACGCAGACCGGCCGACAGCGCUCCAAGCUGCUGCGGAGGUGGUACGAGCUCAUGCAGGAGAACGCCGAGGACCUGGCGACCCUGAUCACCUGGGAGAACGGCAAGCCGCUGGCUGACGCCAAGGGUGAGGUGGCCUACGCCGCCAACUUUUUUGAGUGGUUCAGCGAGGAGGCCCCCAGGUUAUACGGCGAGACCAUCCCCGCCACCGUGCCUGGGAACCGCGUCAUGACCAUCAAGGAGCCCGUGGGUGUCUGUGGCCUGAUCACACCGUGGAACUUCCCUGCUGCCAUGAUCACGCGCAAGGCGGGGCCAGCGCUGGCUGUGGGCUGCACGACCGUCACCAAGGCACCCGGCGAGACCCCUUUUACCUCUCUGGCCUUGGCUGAGCUGGCUCACCGGGCUGGCAUCCCAAAGGGCGUCGUCAACGUGAUCACUACCCUGAAGAACACCCCAGAGGUUGGCUCUGAGCUCACGACAAACCCCAUCGUCCGCAAGGUUUCGUUCACCGGGUCUACCGGCGUCGGCAAGCUGCUCAUGAAGCAGGCCUCGAGCACACUGAAGAAGCUGUCCUUUGAGCUUGGCGGAAACGCCCCUUUCAUUGUCUUUGAUGAUGCUGACCUGGAUACCGCUGUCGCUGGAGCAAUUGCUUCCAAGUUCCGCUCAUCCGGCCAGACCUGCGUCUGCGCAAACCGUAUUUUUGUGCAAAAGGGCAUCUACGACGCCUUUGCCACCGCUUUCGCGGCCAAGGUGAAGAACUUCAAAGUCGGCAAUGGUUUCACCGACGGCACCACGCACGGCCCCCUGAUCCACGACCGUGCUAUCGACAAGGUCGACGCGCACGUCCGCGACGCCGAGAAGAAGGGCGGCAAGGUCAUCGCAGGCGGCCAAAAGCUGCCGGACCUCGGUGCCAACUUCUACCAGCCGACCGUCAUCACGGGCCUAACCUCGGAGAUGGCCAUCGCCAGCGAGGAGACGUUCGGUCCUGUGGCGGGGCUGUUCCCCUUUGAGAAUGAAGAGGAGGUCAUCAAGAUUGCCAACUCGACACCGGUGGGCUUAGCUGGAUACUUCUUCUCUCGGGAUCUGCAGAGGGUGUACCGCGUCGCGGAGGCCCUAGAUGUUGGCAUGGUGGGUGUCAACACGGGGCUCAUCUCUGAUCCGGCCGCGCCGUUCGGUGGUGUCAAGGAGUCUGGUUUUGGUCGGGAGGGAUCCAAAUAUGGAGUGGAGGAGUACAUGGUCACAAAGAUGGUCACAUUUGGCGGCAUGAGCCAGCCCCUGUAGAGCUAGAGGGGUAGACAGGCAGGUCAUUUGCAGGGGCGAUAUAAAAGUGGAAGGGGGUAAAAAUUAGUCAUAACGACAUGCUAUUCUCAUUACAAUAUUCAGGGACGAGAAUUCGCCCUCAUGUUUCGUACACAGCUGUACCAGAUUAUCGACCUUCAGGAACGACAGUGAA
Messenger RNA from Cryphonectria parasitica EP155, 1717 nucleotides. Its product is annotated as succinate semialdehyde dehydrogenase. Gene Ontology annotation, biological process: GABA catabolic process. The transcript has 4 exons. NCBI's taxonomy places the organism in Eukaryota, Fungi, Ascomycota, Sordariomycetes, Diaporthales, Cryphonectriaceae. Gene Ontology annotation, molecular function: succinate-semialdehyde dehydrogenase (NAD+) activity. The coding region runs from base 64 to 1545 and encodes 493 amino acids. The record is from RefSeq and is a predicted model, not a curated record.